AUGACCCCAGGAAAUGCAGGAAGAGGAGCGGAGAGUGAGCUGCAGAGGAAGGAAGUUGAUGAAGAAUGUGUCAUCGAGCUAGUGAUCCUGGGGACAACUGGAACUCAUUACCAUUGGGAAAGUGGGCUCCCCAGAAAUGGGCGACUUUUUCCAUUUCGGUGUAUUUUUAAGACUUUCCUACUGGCUGAAGGAGUCGACUUGGUCUUUGGGAAUGGUGGUGAGAUGUCAGCCCUGCGCUCUGCAGUCAGCAUGGCUUUUUCAGGGCCAUCCCUCUCGAUUCUGCUGUCCCUGCUCUGCCUUGACUCCGUGGGCUCCCAAGUUAGCCUUCAGCACGACAGCUUUCUGGGUUCUCUGUGGUACCAGCACCUCCACUUGGGCUCCAGCCAGCAGCAUCUCCCCACUGAGAACCUGGUGGACAGGACUGGACGGACACUCAAGUCAUUCAUUGUUCUUUUUUUGACUGUUUUGUAGAGAAAGUCUGUGAUUGCUGUGAGCUUCAUAGCAGCGUUCCUCUUCCUGCUGGUUGUGCGCCUUGUAAAUGAAGCAAAUUUCCCGUUGCUACUAAACUGCUUCGGACAACCUGGUACAAAGUGGAUACCAUUCUCCUACACAUACAGGCAGCCCCUUCGAACUCACUACGGAUACGUAAAUGUGAGAACACAAGAGCCUUUGCAACUGGACUGCAACCUUUGUGCCAUAGUGUCAAACUCAGGUCAGAUGGUUGGCCAGAAGGUGGGAACCGAGAUAGAUCGAUCCUCCUGCAUUUGGAGAAUGAACAAUGCUCCCACCAAGGGUUAUGAAGAAGAUGUUGGUCACAUGACAAUGAUUCGAGUUGUGUCCCAUACCAGUGUUCCUCUUUUGUUAAAAAACCCUGAUUAUUUUUUCAAGGAAGCAAACACUACUAUUUAUGUUAUUUGGGGCCCUUUCCGCAAUAUGAGGAAAGAUGGCAAUGGCAUUGUUUACAACAUGUUGAAAAAGACAGUUGAUAUCUAUCCAGAUGCCCAAAUUUACGUGACCACAGAGAAGCGCAUGAGUUACUGUGACGGAGUUUUUAAGAAAGAGACUGGGAAAGACAGAGUUCAGUCCGGCUCUUACCUCAGCACGGGGUGGUUCACCUUCAUUCUGGCCAUGGAUGCCUGUUACGGCAUUCACGUCUACGGGAUGAUAAAUGACACCUACUGCAAGACAGAAGGGUAUAGAAAGGUCCCCUACCAUUAUUAUGAACAAGGAAGAGAUGAAUGUGAUGAAUAUUUUCUUCAUGAACAUGCCCCAUAUGGAGGACAUAGGUUUAUCACUGAAAAGAAAGUGUUUGCUAAAUGGGCCAAGAAACACAGGAUAAUAUUUACACACCCAAACUGGACAGUGUCUUGA
This is a messenger RNA of Cynocephalus volans (Philippine flying lemur), 1371 nucleotides long. It is a transcript of the gene ST6GALNAC3, whose product is annotated as ST6 N-acetylgalactosaminide alpha-2,6-sialyltransferase 3. The transcript is spliced from 7 exons. Gene Ontology annotation, biological process: oligosaccharide metabolic process; ganglioside biosynthetic process. Gene Ontology annotation, molecular function: alpha-N-acetylgalactosaminide alpha-2,6-sialyltransferase activity. NCBI's taxonomy places the organism in Eukaryota, Metazoa, Chordata, Mammalia, Dermoptera, Cynocephalidae. The record is from RefSeq and is a predicted model, not a curated record.